AUGGGCGGCUACAGUGCCGUGCAGAAUUUCUCCUUGCCCAGUCGCUCAGGCACUCUACGGCCCUUUUCACCGUGUGCCGGAAGCAGCAGCGGGCAUCGCAGCCGGGCGGAUCGCGACAACAACAGUGAUCCAGGAAGUGACCUCAACCUCGUCUUCGAGCGCAACCGCAUCCGUUCGCCGACACCCACGGCUCUGCAGCUGUUUCAGUUCUCCGAUGAGGACAAUACCGCGCGUCUGGUCAUGAGUCGAUCGAAAGGCAAUCUGCCACGGCCCAUGUCAACCUCAUCGUCGGCGCCGGCACUCACUGUGGUUGGUUCGAUGGAUGCCGGCGUUGCUGGUGAUGGCUGUGACAACGACAUCAUGCGAGAGGACCUCGAAAACGGUCUCGGACAGGAGCAAAACCGUCCUACCACGCCCCAACAGUCGCAGAGCAAUGCUGCGGCUAACCCCCACCUCGGUCUGGACCCCAUCUCGCCGACACUGUCUGUCUGGCCGCGGCCGAUGAGUGUCCUUGACGACACCCCAACACAAAAUAGCAACGACGUACUAGAAAAGGACAAGAACACAAUGAUUUCCAGCGUUCGUGCGCAGCGGGUCCUCUCAAAUGGUACGAGAGACGCCUUUGCCGAUGGCAACAUUGACCUUGACCUCGACCUCGACGCUAGCAUCAUUAGACAUACCGCGAACAACAGCACGUACAAUGAGCCGCCCAGUCUCGCCCGCUCCAUCUCCAUCCGCUGGGGCCCCCGCCUCCGCCACAUUUCGCUGAGCGAGGUCCAGGCGGCCGAUGACGCCGCCCGUCGCGUGGCUGCGGUCCGCCGCGAGCGCCGCGUCUUUUGGAUCUUGGUUGUUCUCGCCCUCCUGGGCGUGCUGUCGUGCACGGCCGCGGUCACCCUCGCAGCCGCCCAGGCGGCCAUGCAGGUGGGUGUCGAGGAGAUUGGGCCGGAUCCGGGUGGCGGGGGUCCGAUCUGGGACGUGCGUACGCUGGCCUGGCUAGUCGCAAGCCUAGUGGUGUGCACCGCGGCUGCCGCCGGAUUGGCCAUUGCUACAUCGGCGCGGUGCCGUCGGCGGCGGGAUGGAAACAACGGAGCCUACUCCCCGACCGACAAGGCCAUCCUCACUCAAUUGAUCCAGAGCGGCCGCCGUAGUCGAAGGGGUGGCGGGCCUGGCGCCGAAAGUCGCUGCAGCCACCGAUUCUCGCCCCUGUUUGCGCACCAGCCUCCACAGUACCAAGACGCUGAUGGGAUCACAAGGGACACGCGAGAGAGUCGUGCGGCUUGGGUCGAGAUGGAUGACAUGGAGGAGCGAAGCGAGGACCCGAACAGAGAGGUCGUAAACCGCUGGUGGUCGCUCGGGCGGAGGGGCAAAGGCGGGCCGUUGACAGGCAUGGGCGUCGAUGGAACAUGUGUGGCCAGCGGCGAGCACGUCGGCAUCCGCGACGAGGACCGCAACUGGCUCAAGUUUACACAGGACCCGGUGCGGCUGCGUCGUUACGUCGAGGCACUGGAGGCUCGCCUUGCUGUUGUCGAUGGGGUCGGCGUUGAAGGCACACCAGACGCCGUGCCCAUUGGCAGAGCCGACACGACUACGCGCCUUCCACAACACGGCGUUGUCCGGUCGCCUGCAAUGGCCGUCCUGCCACGGGAGUCGGUCUGCUCGCCGAUCACGCUACCUGGCCACGACAUAUUUUGA
Molecule: messenger RNA, 1692 nt
Organism: Sporothrix brasiliensis 5110
Lineage: Eukaryota; Fungi; Ascomycota; Sordariomycetes; Ophiostomatales; Ophiostomataceae
Exons: 1
Coding region: 1-1692 (563 amino acids)
Source: RefSeq, a predicted model, not a curated record